AACACAACGGCGGUGACGUAUCCGGAAGUACUCCGUCAGCAGCUGCGUCGAAGAGUCGCGGGCUUCAAGAGCCAGAAGGAGACGCGCGUUUGAAAAGCGAGCACGAAGCAGUGGGGCGUCUAAAAGGCGGAGCGGGCUGCAUCACCGCUGGAUGAAGGUGUCGAGCACAGCAAUGGGUCCAGAAAGAGUCUUUCCAAACUCGGAGAACGACUGUCCAGGCGAGGGACUGUCGCUUCCAGGAGCCAUGUCCUGGAAUGGAGUGGAGGAUGGGGAAGAGAUGGACGGGGGGGAGGAGGAGGAGGAGGAGGAGGAGUUUACCAACAGUGGUUAUUACUACCAGCCGUUGAACCAGGAGCCUGAGGGGACCAUCGUGCCGGCGGAGAAUGAGCAGCAGCAGCAGCAGGAGCCCGAGUCGUCCCAUGAUGAGCAGGUGCUGCAGGUCCAGCACAGGAUUCAGGCCAUGGGACUGCACCUGCCUGAAGCGCCGCCGCCCGACAUCGAUGAGGAAGACCCGGAAGGAGCCGCGCUGCAGAGGAGCCGUGCGUCCAUCCCCAUGGACCAAGACCACGUGGAGCUGGUGAAGCGGACCAUGGCUGCGGUGGCGCUCCCAUCCCUGGGCGUGCCGACCUGGGCCCAGGAGAUUUCAGAUGACCAGUGGAAGGAUGUGGUCCAGCAUGCACUGCAGAGCCGCCAGGCAGCUGCCGCCACCGCCGCCUCGCGGCUGCAUCGCCGCGGCAACACCCAUGCUCCCCGAGGGGGCGCUCAAGUCUGAAGAGUCACUACUGGUCUGGAACAUUCCAGUUUGUUUUCUUACUUCUACCUGAUGUUCCCCUUCUGCGCUUGGUAACAGUGAUGCCUGGCUGGUGCUGAACACUGACCUGUCGGAGCGGCUCGCAUGUGGCCGGAGACUUGGACAGUGAAGAGAAGCAUUCCAAACGUCACGUGUGUCCCAGGGGACUGCUUGCUUGUUUACUGCAUCAUAAUACAGUGUGGACUUUUGGAUGAAACUUUUAUUUAGUCUGUACAAAAGUGAGUGUCAGUGUGGUGUCAUUUCUGUAAACUGGUCAUUAAAAGGUUCCAGGGGUCGUCUGGGUCACCAUAUUGUUGAGCGUUGGAAAGAUGGGAUCACAGGUAACAGGACCAGGACUUCAGGGAGAGCUGGCCUGUGGACCAGACACCCGGACUCCUCCUCCACUUCCUGAUCCACACAGCAAUGAUACGAGGAGCUGCAGCUGACGGACGUCACGUGGUAUAGACCUCAAUACCUAACAAGACAGAACCUGUAACCACAGCACGGACACCGCAUCCCACCAUGUUUCACUCAGUUCACUCCGUUGCGUUCCAAUUUGCACAGUGGAUGGCUGACAUGAGCCCAGGUGCAUUCUGGGUAUCACUCGCCUCAUGGCCAACUGUGCACCGUCAGUACUUUGUCCCUGAUGAGGCAACCAAGCCAGCAGACACUUUUGUUGACAACAUUUGGACUCACUACCGUUUGAUGGCUCCGUCAGGGAGCCAGACUCCAGAGGCUGAAAGGGCCCG
This is a messenger RNA of Synchiropus splendidus (mandarinfish), 1539 nucleotides long. It is a transcript of the gene mea1, whose product is annotated as male-enhanced antigen 1. Gene Ontology annotation, biological process: spermatogenesis. The record is from RefSeq and is a predicted model, not a curated record. The transcript has 4 exons. Lineage: Eukaryota; Metazoa; Chordata; Actinopteri; Syngnathiformes; Callionymidae. The coding region runs from base 152 to 772 and encodes 206 amino acids.